AUGCUCGAGCAGGGAAACGAGUACUCCACUCUCACUCAACAUAGCGUUGCCUGGGCCGAAGACCAAGACCCCUUCGGCCAUGUCAUGUUCCAAACCUAUGGUCAUAUCUCCGCUCAGUGCGGCAAUCGUGUCAUCGAAUCCUUCCAGGAGCAUCUUGGAGACAAGUUUCCGGAAUUCAUGACCGCCAAGGGGAUCAGUGCCAUGAGUCGGAGGAUCACGAUAACUGUGAGGAGGGUUGUCAAGUAUCCGGAUUUAGUAAGUUGGUUGCAGAACAGAUAA
This is a messenger RNA of Aspergillus melleus, 279 nucleotides long. RefSeq lists its product as uncharacterized. Lineage: Eukaryota; Fungi; Ascomycota; Eurotiomycetes; Eurotiales; Aspergillaceae. The coding region runs from base 1 to 279 and encodes 92 amino acids. The transcript has a single exon. The record is from RefSeq and is a predicted model, not a curated record.